AUGUUGACACAUUGCCAUGAAUUGUGCAAACCAGUCUCUAUCAUGAUUCUAGUAAACUUGGCCCUGGCUUUUGUCAAUUUACUUCUGAAGAAGGUUCUUAAUGAAGGAAUGGAGUACAUGUGCAUUAUAACAUAUCGACAGGCAGUUUCAUUUAUCUUCAUGGCACCUAUUGCUUGCAUCUAUGAAAGGAAACACAAAGUGGAGGUUCACAUAAUAUGUCUCUUGUUCCUCAGUGCCCUACUCGGAAUAACACUUCCCCAAUACCUGUUCCUUCUUGGACUUGAAUAUACGUCUGCCACAUUCGCAUGUGCGUUCCUCAAUAUGGUGCCUGUAUUUACGUUCAUUAUGGCAUUGCCAUUUGGGAUAGAGAAGGUGAACAUGCAAAGCAAGGGUGGUAGAGCUAAAGUCAUGGGAACUUUUGUGUGCAUUGGUGGAGCUUUGUUAUUGGUCCUUUAUAAAGGAAUCCCCCUUAUCAAGCCACAAUCUCAACACAUAGCUAACGAAGUUACAAGUACACCUCCAACUGCCAAGUUAGAGACGUGGAUUAUAGGUUCUAUACUUCUGACUGUAGGUUGCUUCCUGUGGUCUUCAUGGUUCAUUAUACAAGCAAAGACUAGCAAGAAAUACCCAUGUCAAUACUCUAGCACAGCUAUUUUGUCACUUUUCGCUGCCAUUCAAUCAGCAAUAUUAACUUUGAUCAUCAAGAAAAAUAAUGCUUCGUGGAUUCUCAAAGGAAAGCUAGAAAUAUUAAGUAUUCUAUAUGCUGGAUUGGUAGGGUCGGGCCUGUGCUAUGUGGCAAUGUCAUGGUGUGUCAAACAAAGGGGUCCAGUUUUUACCGCAGCUUUUACCCCCCUUAUCCAGAUAUUUGUGGCCAUGCUUGAUUUCUCUGUUCUAAAGGAGGAAAUUUAUUUGGGAAGUGUUGCAGGAUCUGCCUUGGUUAUUUCUGGCAUGUAUAUUCUUCUGUGGGGAAAAGGUAAAGAGGAAGGACAACAUGUUCUGAAGGAUACGCAAACAAGUCAAGAUGUAGAACGUCAAUAG
Sphenostylis stenocarpa is the source of this 1038-nucleotide messenger RNA. Lineage: Eukaryota; Viridiplantae; Streptophyta; Magnoliopsida; Fabales; Fabaceae. The record is from the annotation of a GenBank genome assembly.